AUAUCGAUUACAAUUUAAUUCCGAGCUAAGUUGUUGAAUUGCAAGGUUUUUUUUUAGUUGGCACGCGAAGCAAAGUAAACAAAGGACAAACGGGAAUUGAUAGCGACAAAAAUGGCGCUAGCCAUCAUCAAUAAACAGCCGUCUUUCAUUGAGACGAUACUCGGCGUGCCGUCGCCGCUGAAAAAACUGCGCUUGCAAGCGCCGGCAGCGCCAGCGGCGAGCAAAGCGAAACCAAAAGUCGAAAGAAAACUGCAUGUGCUGGGACUGCUCGAUCCCUAUCUGCCCGCCAGCAACACCAUUGGCGGCAGCAGCAGCAGCAGCAGCUGCACCAGCCACAGCAGCAUUGCAGCCGUUGCCGGCACAAGCGCCAGUCAAACAGCACCAGCUGCAAGCAGCAGUGGACAGGCAAAGGAGCUGCUCGAGGUCCUGGUGAAGAUCACCGAUGAGAUAACGUACGAGAAUGUCCAGAUAGCGGAGCUCAAGGAGUCAGCCGGCAAACUGUUUCAGCUAUAUCAGUUGCAGGAUCGCGACAGCGACACCUCGCUGCGCGUCAAGCUGCUGGAGCUGCUCUCGGGCCUCGGCUGCGAAUGCAGCACCGAAGAGUCUGUCGUGCUGAUUAUCGACUACUUCAUCUAUCUGCUGCGCAAGGAGACCUCGCAGAAGGUGCUCGCCCAGGGCAUGAUGUGCCUCUAUCGCAUUGGUCAGCAGCGGCGGCAUCUGGUGCCGCUCGCCUACAACACCCAGGUGGCGCAUCUGGCCAAGGAGUUGUUGCGCAGCGGAUCGACGCAUACGCAAAAGAAUGCAAUGCUCGUCAUCGGACGCUUUGCCACCUGUCACGAGAGCGAGCGCCAAUACGUCUGGAAGCUGGCCUUCUACAUCGAUUCCCAGGAGUCGGGUGUGCGCGCCCAGGCGCUCCAUGCCUUGCUGACGCUGGGCGAACGUGGCGCCCAUUUGCCGCCGGUGCUGUAUAAGCGUGCCGUCGAGGCCAUGAAGGAUGACUACGAGUGUGUGCGCAAGGAGGCGCUCCGGCUGGUGCACAUGCUCGGCAAUCGGCAUCCCGACUACAUCCUGAGUGCGGAGCGUCAGCACGAGGAUAUUCGGAUGAUCGACGCGGCAUUUAGCAAGGUGUGCGAGGCAUUGUGUGAUCUAUCGCUGCAGAUACGUGUCCUGGCUGCCGAUCUGCUGGGCAGCAUGACGGCGGUGAGCAGCGAAUUCCUCAACCAGACGCUCGACAAGAAGCUGAUGAGCAAUCUGCGACGCAAGCGAAACGCCCACGAGCGUGGCGCCCGCCUGGUGACCAGCGGCGAAUGGUCGUCGGGCAAACGCUGGGCAGACGAUGCACCCCAUGAGCAUCUGGAUGCACGCACCAUUUCGUUGAUUGCGAGCGGCGCAUGCGGCGCCUAUAUCCAUGGCCUGGAGGAUGAGUUCCUCGAGGUGCGAACCGCUGCCGUUGGCUCCAUGUGCAAGCUGGCCAUGUCGCGGCCGGAGUUUGCGGUGACCAGUCUCGAUUUUCUUGUCGAUAUGUUCAACGAUGAGAUCGAGGAUGUGCGUCUGAAGGCCAUCUACAGCCUGACGGCGAUUGCCCGGCAUAUUGAGUUGCGUGAGGAUCAGCUGGAGAUAAUGCUCGGCUCCCUCGAGGAUUAUUCGGUGGAUGUGCGCGAGGGUCUCCACUUGAUGCUCGGCGCCUGUCGCGUCUCAACGCAAUCCUGCCUCCUCAUGGUCGUCCAGAAGCUGCUCGAUGUCCUUGCCAAAUAUCCGCAGGAUCGCCAUUCAACAUACGCUUGCAUGCGCAAAAUUGGACAAAAGCAUCCGCAUCUGGUGAUGGCCGUCACCGGCCAUCUGCUCUAUGUGCAUCCGUUCUUCGAGACACCCGAACGGGAUGUCGAGGAUCCGGCCUACCUCUGUGUCCUCAUACUGGUCUUCAAUGCCGCCGAGCAUCAGGUGCCCCUCAUCAGUUUGCUGCCAACGGCAACGCAUCGCCACUAUGCCUAUCUGAGGGACUCGAUGCCGAAACUGGUGCCCCAGCUGCCCAUUGAGGGCGCCUCCUCCACAUCCACAACGAAGCGCAUCGAUGAUGCUCUCCAAGCAGCCGGCAGCUCUGCCGAAUAUCUGCAGAUGAUUCUCAAUCACAUUGACGACAUCUACACAAAAACCGAUGAGCGCGUCGAGCUGCUCAAGACGGCUCAAUUGAAUCUUCAGCGUCUGGGCGCCAUCGACUCGGAUAUGUACGGUCCAUCGAAUUUCUUGGAGACGUUCCUCUCGGCCCAGAUCCAGAUCGAGCAGAUGCAACACUGCGCCCGCACGCAACGUAGUCGAAUACCGUUAAAGGAGUCACUGGCGGAACUGAUACGCAACUGUUUGAAGCUGCAGCACACAUUCUCCGGCCUGAACUAUGGCGACAUACUGCAGGUGAAGCAGCUCCGGCUGCGGGCCAGUGCCCUGCAUCUGGUGCUGGUGGUGCGAGAUAGAUCGCAGAGUGCGCUCGGCCCGUGUCAGAUGCUGUUGCAGACCGCUGGCGACAUCAGCGGCUUUAUGCGCAGCCGUGGACGCAGCAACUCUUUUGGGGAGCAGCAGACGCAUCAGCAACAGCAGCAGCAGCUCCAGCAGCAGCUGCAGCUCAAACAGGAGGAGGGGGAGGAGAUGAAGUCAACAAUGAUGCCGGAACAGGGACUUGCUGAGCCAGAUAACUUUACGCGUACGCUGCUCUCCAAGCUGGACGCUCUAACGGAUCCGAAGCCGGGCCGUGUAUUCCGAGAGAUAUUGCCACUGGUGCAGCAGGCACCGCCAUUGUCGCUGCCGCCGGCCAAUGAGAAAAUCCGUCGGUGCAUGGCCAAUAUAUUGGAGCCGUGUCCGUUGCAGUCGCAGGAUAAUGUGAUCAAGGUGACCGCCGGGCUAAUUGCCGCCGUGCCGUUCGUCGCCGAGAUUGACAAUCUGCUCGAGUCGCAGAAGGCGGACAUGCGCAUCAAGAUCAAGUAUCCGGAUCAGCAUAUGCACACCGUGGUGCCGAAGCAAACCGACUUCAAACCGAUCAUGACCGAGCAGGGGGAGCACGAGACUAACGUCAGAUUGCGCACAACCAUCCUGCUCUCGCACAGCGUCUGGACGGAGGCAUCGCUCGUUGAGAUUCAGCUCUGCCUGGCCGUCAAGCCGGGCAGCGAACUGGAGAUCUGUAAGCCAGCCAAGGUCCUGUUUGCCCCCAAGCCGGUACGCCGGGGUAUUUAGCAAGGCAAACGAUCAAAGAAAUCGGCUCAGCGCCUCCGUUGACAAAGUGUAAAUUAUCAAAAAAUAAAAGGAAAAACAAUUAAACAAAUA
This is a messenger RNA of Drosophila grimshawi, 3312 nucleotides long. RefSeq names its product integrator complex subunit 4 (gene IntS4). The transcript is spliced from 2 exons. The record is from RefSeq and is a predicted model, not a curated record. Gene Ontology annotation, biological process: snRNA processing. Bases 112 to 3222 code for a protein of 1036 amino acids. NCBI's taxonomy places the organism in Eukaryota, Metazoa, Arthropoda, Insecta, Diptera, Drosophilidae. Gene Ontology annotation, cellular component: integrator complex.